Messenger RNA from Lathyrus sativus (Indian pea), 1503 nucleotides. The record is from the annotation of a GenBank genome assembly. Lineage: Eukaryota; Viridiplantae; Streptophyta; Magnoliopsida; Fabales; Fabaceae.
AUGUUGUCUCAUGGAGGAGCAAAAGCCAAUAACCUCGAGGUUAUUUUCCUUCCUAUUUUUAUUACAAGUCACACCAUCCCAAUGAUCGACAUGGCAAGGAUAUUUGCCAUGCAUGGUGUAAACAUCACCAUAUUCACCACAGCAGGGAACACCGGAAUUUUUCAGAAAUGCAUCGAGCGUGACAUCAGCCAUGGUCGAUGCAUAAAAAUGCAGAUCUUGGAAUUCCCAGCCAAACAAGUCGGGCUUCCGGUAGGAUUAGAAACCGUCAACGCUAAUACUCCUUAUGAGACAGCCAUAAAAAUCCUUGAGGGGUGUCAACUUCUACGACCACAAAUAGAGAAUUACUUGUUUGACAAGUUAUUUGAAGUUGAUUGCAUAGUUAGUGACAUGUUUUACACUUGGAGCGUCGAAACAGCAGCCAAGUUAGGCGUUCCAAGAUUUGUAUUCUGUCCUUCAAGUAUUUUUUCUCGUUGUGCAGAGCUCUCGUUUAUGCAACAUACAGCUCACACCGAAGGGAAGUCUGAAUAUGAAAAAGUCAUGAUCGUAGGGUUGCCCCAUAAGUUGGAGAUAGCUAGAAUGCAAUUAGCAGAUUGGUUAGCAAAGCCAACUGAGUUUAGAUCCAUAAUGAAGGUGGUCGAUGAUUCAACUAAAAGUAGCUAUGGUGCAGUAUUCAAUAGCUUUUAUGAUUUGGAGGGUGCUUAUGAGGAGCAUUACAAGACUGUGUUUGGGACAAAGUGUUGGAGCUUAGGACCGGUUUCAUUUUGGGCAAACCAAGAUCUAUCUGAUAAGGCAGAAAGAGGAGACGAAAAAGUAGAAGAAGGAGAUGUUUUGCUUCAAUGGCUUAACUCAAAGAAAGAGAAUUCUGUUAUCUAUGUGAGUUUUGGUAGCAUAAAUAAGUUUCUAACAUCUCAACUUAUUGAAAUUGCCCACGCACUUGAAGCUUCAACACAUGAUUUCGUUUGGGUGGUUGGUAAAAAUAGUGAUGUUGGAGGCAGUGAAGGGGAAGAAGGUUUUAUGAAAGAGUUUGAGAAGAGAGUGAAAGAAAGCAAUCAAGGGUAUUUGAUAUGGGGAUGGGCCCCACAAUUGUUGAUACUUGAAAACAAAGCCAUUGGAGGCAUUGUGACUCAUUGUGGUUGGAACACAACAAUGGAAAGCAUUAAUGUUGGGUUGCCAAUGGUGACUUGGCCUUUGUUUGCGGAACAAUUUUUUCAUGAGAAACUACUGGUUGAAGUAUUGGGGGUUGGGGUAUCAGUUGGAGUUAGAAAAUGGAGAGAAUGGGAUGACAUGGGGAAUGAUGUUGUGAAAAGGGAAGAUAUUGGAAAGGCUGUUGGUUUGGUGAUGGGAAAUGGAAAAGAAGCUAAUGAGAUGAGAUCAAGAGCCAAAGCUUUGAGUGAGGAUUCAAAGAAAGCUAUACUUGUUGGUGGGUCUUCUCAUACCAAUUUGAUGCAAAUCAUUGAAGAGCUUGAGUCUCUUAAACUUCAAAGGCUUAAUGGUGGCAUGUGA